AGCACUAUCCCCCGAGGAGAAGGAGGAGAUUUGCACCGCGCACCUUCGUACGAAGAUCCUCGGAGAGGUCGACGAAAAAAGCAAAGGGACGACCACCGCAGCGGUGCAGAGCCUCGAGACACUCAUGGAGGACGGCACAAUUAAAAUUCCGCCCGUGUUUUACAACUACAAACUUGUUCUAGGGUGCCACUCGUAUUUGAAGGCCCUUGCUAGCAACCGCAACUGGUCUCUGUGGACCCAGAAGAUAAAGAUGACAGACGAGGGUCCAGUGCAGCUCGAGAACGCCACAGUUCAGGACGAUUCGUCCUUCGAUUCAUCCGACAUUGCGCACAUGCUACUGGGGGCAGUCCAGAACCGACUUCAACCAGACACUGCUGGCUGGGUCGGUCCGGUGCCACGUGGGAAGUCCGGUGGAGAGUGGUUCGUUUUCCAGAAGCGAGACCCUAGCGACGAGAACUCUAGCAAUCUUCAAAACUGGCACCCCCCGGAAAGCGCCACGAAAGGUGGGCUGGCUAACUUCUACAACGCUGCAGCCAAUGCGAAGAGGAGCAGGCGGAGGAACAACAACAAGCAAGAACGGCCCGGGUGGAUGCCGGAAGACGACUACGAGAAGCUGAAAGCGGAACUGCAUAAACUUUCUGAAAAGCAGAAGCGCGAGAUUUGCAACGCGUACAUAUAUCGUACGAAGAUUCUCCGGGACGAUAUGGAUUGUAAAAAUGUCUGCGUCUGGAAGAAUGCUAGACUUGUCAUGCAGGUUUUCCAUGACCCAUGGGAUCUGAUAUGGAGGACAUAGCAUGACAGAUUCUGUGCGAGUUCUAUCAUGCCUAUCCUGCAUUAGAAACUGCCUCUCGAUUAGAUCAAAAGUGGACAGCUUUUGGUAAUCAUGCAACACAGAUGUUUACAUGAUUCAGUUAUAGCAUGACAAGUUGCUUUGUUCCAGACCCAGACAUUUUUGCAUUUGAUAGACGAGGACGACGAGCAACGCGCGGGUGGUGAAACGGCGGCGGAGCAGCUCAUGCAAGAGAUCGGGCACGAGGACGACAGGCAACUGCAACGCACGGGUGGUGAAACGGCGGCCGCGGAGCAGCUCAUGCAAGAGAUCGGGCUCGGGGACGUCAUUCCGCCUGAGCUUCUUCUUGAGAAAUCUAAUCUGCAUUGCUAUCCGUACGCGCAGGAAUUUGUUGAGAAUAAAAGCCUGUGCCUGUGGGUGGGAACGCUGAGGACUGACGGCCAGGAAAACACAAUAGUUCCUUACGAGUUGUCGUCCCACACAUUUUAUAUUGCUCAGCUGCUUCUCGGUGCAGUCCUGCAACAACGUGUAGCAAAUCCAGCUGGUUGGGUCGGUCCCGUCAACGUUACACGCAAAAAAAAGGAGCGUAUGUAUGCUUUCCGCAAGCGAGAUUGCUGGGACUACGCAGAGAAGCCCAGUACCCGCGAGCUUCAGAAGCUCGGGCAAGAAGCUCUUGCUCUUGCACGCCCCCAGGACCAGUCGCAGAUGCCGCCAGUUGCUCCUGAUACCCCCCACGACCAGUCGCAGAUGCGGCCAGUUGCUCCUGAUCAGCAGGAUUUUUACAACUACUACAACAACUAUGGGUGGUUCCCGUUCCCCUAUGGGAUGACCUUCAGCUACAACAACUACCCGCCUCCAGGUGGGAUGUCCCAUGGGCUCAACUACUACUACCCGCCUGGUCCAGGUGCAGCUGAAUCGUCGGAGGUGCCUCCCGUCCGCCCGCCACCAGGGUUAGGGGGAAUUUACCACAGCACGCCCCCGAGGAUGGUACGGCGGCGGGCACGUAAUGCCGGCCCCGCACCCUAAUGGUACGGUGGCGGGCGCGUAACGCACAAACCGAAAUCUGUUGUAUCUGACCUGCCAGGGGUUUUGACUAUUGCGCUGCACUAUCCCCGUUUUGACUAUGAUUCCCGUUUUGCUGUACUAUAUCAGGGGUUUUGACUAUUCCCGUUUUGCUGUACUAUAUCAGGGGUUUUGACUAUACCGAAGCACUUCAAUCUCUUUGGCAUUUUGCUUUCUAUAUAGUUAUAUUCAAAUCGCUAUAAACAUUUUGGCACCGUAAGUAAGUACCCUCGCUUGUGCUCCAUGUGUUGUUGCGUCCGGAUGCAAACGCGAAGAAAGACACCAGGCAAGGCAAAAAUUUUAGAUGUGGGUGAUCGAGAUGCGGCAAGGAGUAGCUUGAGCUUCGAUCUAAGUAUGCAGCGGGGUCGUCCGCUACAUUGUAGCAAAGACAAAUUGAUGGUACUAUAGGUCCAAGAAAUUAUGUGAAGUGAAUGAUAACUAGACGAUAUCAACAUGAUCGUCUUAAAGUUGAACCUAAAUAAAGGAGUAUGCGCGAGUAUUUUCGUCUCGUCGGUACGCGUACGAAACGAAAAUCAAUAUCAAGAUAGCUUCUUCUACAUCUUCCUAUACGAGAAGAUGUUGAGAAACAAGUUGUACGAAGAAGCAAACAAGAAAGCAGCAUUAUCCCGUUUCCGGGGCAGCAGCUGCCGAGAGGAGCACUGGAGUUGUAGUAGUCCUUCCCUUCCUGUAGGUGGAGCGCAUCCAAAGUAGACUGCCUUAUUGAAUCUUCGAACUGCAGUUUCGAAAUUCACAACUACCAGAAGCAGAAAGGACUGAAAUCUAUAAACGCCGGCGUUGUAGAAACGAACGCCGGCGCCUCGUGCACAGCCAAAAUAGAAACAAACACAUCUUCAUCUGACGACGGAGCAGUGACGAUGCACCACCAUCG
Messenger RNA from Amoebophrya sp. A120, 2741 nucleotides. The record is from the annotation of a GenBank genome assembly. Lineage: Eukaryota; Dinophyceae; Syndiniales; Amoebophryaceae.